AAGUGGCUCGAAUCUAGGCCACGGUUUGCUCCUUAGGACGGUCACAUCAGUGCACAAUGUCGGCGCCAGUUUGCCAAGUUCCAGGCGACGACAAGGAGGAGAAGCGCCUGGAUGUGCACAAGAACACCAGGCUUUGCAAGUUCUUUGCGAUGAGUGCAUGCACCCGUGGGACAGCCUGUGCCUUUGCCCACGGCUUGGAUCAGUUGCGCAAUCAACCUGACUUCUCCAAGACGCGGCUGUGUGCAGAUUUCGUUGAGUUGGGAAGCUGUUCAGAAGGCCGCAAAUGCAAUUUUGCACAUGGGAAGCAGGAACUCCGUCCAGGCUCUGCGGCGAAAGUGGGUCGGCCAUCGUCAAAGAUGGAGAAAGCAAGGUGCAAGGAGGUCAGCGAGGGUGAAGCUAGCCUGGUUGCAGCACAGGCAAUGAAGACCUUGCAGCUUCAACAGUCUCUACAUGAGCAAGCAGCACUGAAGCUGCUGAUGCAGUUCUCCAGCACGCACCCGACCAAGACGGAAGCUGACAAAGAUGACUGUCAGCUUAACGCGUCGACUUCCUUCAGUCGGCAAACCACUUGGGAAGGAACGGAAACUGCCUCAGCCGGAUUCAGCCGCGGCACCUCGCGUUCCAGUGACACGGAGAUGCCGGCCAAGACGUUCGACGCUCUCGCCGAGGAGUGUGACAAGACGGCCAAGCCACGCAAUUUGGAGAUCCUUGUGAAGAACACAUUCCUUGAAGUGAGAGAGCAGGAUGAAGAGGAUCGGGUGCUUCAGCGCACUCGCUCCCUGCCUCUUUUGUAAGAUUUAAGAUGCAAACCCAGAAUGUCCUGAAGUUAAGUCCCGGGCAUUCACCAAAAGGUUUAAGGCAGCGUAGGCACAUUUGGCCACAGCGCCGAUGUGUUUGCAGCGCCCAACUUUGUUUGUUAUGUGCGCGCGGGUGUCCCUUUUUUGAGUUGUUCCUUUAAGAAAGGCCGAGAGCGUCGUUCACGACGCGUCCGCCUUCCCAGCCUAUUUGCAGUCGGCCCGGUUUUGGGACUGCGGUUGCUGCGGACACGCUGCAUGUUUUUUAGUCAUUUGUCUGCGGCGCACGACAGAUGAACUUUCAGACAUCGGAAGCAAGUUCCUCGACAUGUCUUAUAGCUGUCAUCUAAGACUUUAAGAGCACCCCUCGCUGCUUCAGCGUGAUACUUGAUCUCGUGGUCAGGAAGUGCAUUCAGCACAAGGAAGAACUGCGUUGUUUCUUUGUUAUUUGGUGAAGUUGUGGGCUGUGCUGUUUGGUUUUGUUCGGAGAAGUCGCUGGCUUUUCGCAGUAGCUUUGCACGGUUGGGGAAGCACUCAACAGUUUGCAUGGCUCUGCGUGAAUAAGAGCUUCCGACAUCUCUGACAUGCUUUGUCUCUUUGCUUGGAAGGAGCUGAAUAUCGCUGCCAAGCACCGCCAAGCAUGUACAGCCUCGAAGCCUUCUCAACCGGAAGGCUAGAAACUAUAGCUUGCGGACACAUUCAACAUGUUGGG
Effrenium voratum is the source of this 1506-nucleotide messenger RNA. Lineage: Eukaryota; Dinophyceae; Suessiales; Symbiodiniaceae. The record is from the annotation of a GenBank genome assembly.